Molecule: messenger RNA, 243 nt
Organism: Candidula unifasciata
Lineage: Eukaryota; Metazoa; Mollusca; Gastropoda; Stylommatophora; Geomitridae
Source: the annotation of a GenBank genome assembly
UCAAACUUGGACAAUUACAUAGACAAAUGUGUCACAGACAGAGGUUGGUCCGGGGAUGAAGGCUGUGACGAGUCUGUUGUUAUUGUAUCUGAUAGACUCUCGUCAGCCUCUGAGUUUUCACUGAAAACGGCGAAACCGCUGUUUUUGACCCCUCUGCCUCCUUCUACCUCCGUGUGUCUAUCCGAAUCUGUAAGUCUGUCUAUCUGUGUGCGUGAGCUCCAAUCCCCGACUGUCCGAGCCUGA